Molecule: messenger RNA, 350 nt
Organism: Xenopus tropicalis (tropical clawed frog)
Lineage: Eukaryota; Metazoa; Chordata; Amphibia; Anura; Pipidae
Product: calcium-dependent protein kinase C-like
Exons: 3
Coding region: 23-334 (103 amino acids)
Molecular function (GO): protein kinase activity; protein serine/threonine kinase activity; kinase activity
Source: RefSeq, a predicted model, not a curated record
GGAGUACAUCAAUGGCGGCACAAUGGACAAGCUUAUAAAGCGCCAAGGACAACUGGACACUAAUCAAAUACUGUUUUAUUCUGCAGAACUGAUUGUGGGGUUGGAGUUCCUGCACACCAACGGGAUUGUUCAUCGUGACCUCAAGCCAGAAAAUAUUUUGAUGGAUGAAGAAGGCCAUGUGAAGAUCGGAGAUUUUGGCCUUGCACGUACCAACAUAUUCAGCCCUGAGACAUGCCGUGGGUACUAUGGCACACCAGGGUAUAUUGCCCCAGAGGUGAGAUUAUCAGUUCCCAUACAUUUGCUUAUUAUAAUACUUAGAAUAUGUUUUAUUUAACAGCAAGUGCCAUGUA